GGUGUUGCUUCCACUUGGCAUCCCCCAGCCCAACGGAUGUCCCCGAAACACAGGGGGUGAUGGUGACCUCUCCCCACCAUCUCUGCUGCUCCCAACAGCAUCGGGAUGAGGCGAAACCAACCCCACCAUGCUGCUGAAUCCUUCUCACACAGGUCCUGCUGAUGACGAGGAGGUGAGCCCCGAGCAGCUCACGUGGGACGUUCCUCUUCUCCCUUCACCCCAUCCCAGCCCCUGGGGUGGCACGGAGCCGUCCCGAUGCCGAAGAACAGCAAAGUGACACAGCGGGAGCACAGCAGUGAGCAUGUCACCGAGUCAGUGGCCGACCUGCUGGCUCACGAGGAGCCCGUGGACUACAAACGCAGCGUCCUCAACGUGACAGGGGAGGCUUGGGAUAAGCAGAAGGACGGGGAGGAGGAGCUGGAUGCAGAGAACAGGCCGGCGUGGAAUAGCAAGCUGCAGUACAUCCUGGCCCAGAUUGGCUACUCUGUGGGGCUGGGAAAUGUCUGGCGAUUCCCCUACCUGUGCCAAAAGAAUGGAGGAGGCGCCUACCUGGUCCCAUACCUGGUCCUGCUCAUCAUCAUUGGCCUCCCGCUGUUCUUCCUGGAGCUGGCAGUGGGGCAGCGGAUCCGUCGGGGCAGCAUUGGUGUCUGGAAUUACAUCUGUCCCCGCCUCGGUGGCAUCGGUUAUGCCAGCUGCCUGGUCUGCUUUUUUGUCGGUCUUUAUUACAACGUCAUCAUCGGUUGGAGCAUCUUUUACUUCUUCAAGUCCUUCCAGUACCCUCUUCCCUGGAGCGAGUGCCCCAUUGUCAAGAAUGGCUCCGUGGCCGUUGUGGAGACUGAAUGUGAGAGGAGCUCGGCCACCACCUACUUCUGGUACCGGGAGGCCCUGGACAUCUCCAACUCCAUCUCAGAGAGUGGGGGACUCAAUUGGAAGAUGACCCUCUGCCUGCUGGUGGCCUGGAGUCUCGUUGGCUUGGCCAUGAUCAAAGGCAUCCAGUCCUCGGGGAAGGUGAUGUAUUUCAGCUCCCUCUUCCCCUACGUGGUGCUGGUUUGCUUCUUGGUGCGGGGCCUCCUGCUGCGGGGGGCGGUGGAUGGGAUCAUGCACAUGUUCACCCCCAAGCUGGAUAAGAUGCUGGACCCCCAGGUGUGGCGGGAGGCAGCCACGCAGGUGUUCUUUGCCUUGGGAUUGGGCUUUGGGGGGGUCAUCGCCUUCUCCAGCUACAACAAGCAGGACAACAACUGCCACUUCGACGCCACGCUCGUCUCCUUCAUCAACUUCUUCACGUCUGUCCUGGCCACCCUGGUUGUGUUCGCCGUGCUGGGCUUCAAGGCCAACAUCAUGAAUGAGAAAUGCGUGGUGGAGAAUGCUGAGAAGAUCUUGGGAUACCUGAACACCAACGUGCUCAGCCACGACCUCAUCCCACCCCACGUGAACUUCUCCCACUUGACAGCCAAGGACUACAACGAGAUGUACAGGGUGAUCAUGACGGUGAAAGAGGGGCACUUCAAAGAGCUGGGCUUGGACGCGUGUCUGUUGGAGGAUGAGCUGGACAAGUCAGUGCAAGGAACCGGCCUGGCCUUCAUCGCCUUCACAGAAGCCAUGACCCACUUCCCAGCCUCGCCGUUUUGGUCUGUCAUGUUCUUCUUGAUGCUGAUAAACCUGGGGCUGGGCAGCAUGAUCGGGACCAUGUCAGGCAUCACCACCCCCAUCAUCGACACCUUCAAGGUGCGGAAGGAGGUGUUCACAGUUGGCUGCUGCAUCUUCGCCUUUGUGGUGGGCCUGAUCUUCGUGCAGCGCUCUGGGAACUACUUUGUCACCAUGUUUGAUGAUUACUCAGCCACGCUGCCGCUCACCGUCGUGGUCAUCCUGGAGAACAUCGCCGUGGCCUGGAUUUACGGCACUAAGAAGUUCAUGCAGGAACUGACAGAGAUGCUGGGCUUUCGGCCCUAUCAGUUCUACUACUACACCUGGAAGUACGUCUCUCCCAUCUGCAUGGCCGUGCUCAUGACUGCCAGCAUCAUCCAGCUGGGAGUCAGCCCCCCAGGCUACAGCGCGUGGAUCAGAGAGGAGGCUGCAGAGAAGUUCCUUUUUUACCCAACCUGGGCCAUGGCUAUCCUCAUCUCCCUGAUCAUCCUGGCUUCCCUCCCUCUGCCUCUGGUCUUCAUCCUCCGGCAGUUCCACCUGGUGUCAGACGGCUCCAACACCCUCUCGGUCACCUACAAGAAGGGCCGGAUGAUGAAGGACAUCUCCAACUUGGAAGACAACGACGAGACGCGCUUCAUCCUGAGCAAGGUGCCGAGCGAGACCCCAUCCCCGAUGCCCACCCACCGUUCCUACCUGGGGCCUGGGAGCAACUCCCCUAUGGAGAUGAGCAGCGCGCCCAACGGACGCUAUGGGAGCGGGUACCUGACGGCCGGCACCCCCGAGUCUGAACUGUGAUGCUGGGCAGCUGACCACCCCCCGGGAGAGGAGAGGUCGUGGGGAGUGGAUCCUGGCUGUCCAGGCAACGGGAAAACUAUCAAAGAAGAAACCCCUCUUUAAGUUGUAACCAAAAGCAGCCGUUCCUACGAUGAUGAAGGGAUUGCGGGAGGGGCAGGACUCCUCCAACAGCCCUCAGCAAAGGGCAGGACCUGGGGCUCGCCUUAGGGAAGGGAGGAGCAAGGGAUGCUGCGAUGCUUUUCCGAGGGUUGUCCUCUCGCAGCUCCAAUCUCUCUUUUCAAGCAGCUGGUGGUUGGAAAAAGGACCUGGCGUCAGGUGGAAAGCCAGCCGUGCUUCCUCCUGCAGCCCAGCGCUCUGCCCUUCGUCUGUUGCCCUUUAGCUGGGAGGAGUCAUGGCCUUAUUCCAACGAGCACAAUUAACCGUCGAUGUUCAUAGCGCAAAAAGGUGCUGCCGUUGUUGCCAUCGUUGUUGUUGUUGUAUCUCCUGUAGUUUUUCUAGCUGUGGACACACUCAGAUAACCCCAGUGUUUCGGCCAGGGUCGGCAGGGAGCGGCGCGGGGCUGAGUUAUGGUGAUGUGUGGGACUGCAGCCGGCGGCUCUUUGGAGGCUGCCCCAUCACCACCAGCACAGGGACGGGGUCUGCAGGGUGUUCCCAGGUGUGCUGGGGGUGAUGUGUGCUCUGAGAUGUCAGGAUGGCACGGGCUGUGGGCAGGCAGAUCUACUGGGCGGCACCUCCAAAAUAAGGGAUUUCAUAUGAGGUCUAGAAGGGCAGUGGGGAUGGAGCAGGGAGCGCCCUGCUGGAAUGGCCCCGGACCUAUGGGAUGCUCUACUGCACCACUGUCCCUGGCGUGGUGGUCAUCUCCUCUUGCUGCUUUCUGUAGGCAUGUGGAGCUGUGGGGUACCAGGUCCUACAGCAGCCCUGAUUCGGCUCUCAGGAAACUGCCCUGGGCUGUGGGAGGUGAGCUGGCUUUUGGGGAUGGCGGAUGGAAGGAUAUGUCUGAGCAGCAGGCACUGGGUCCCAGCAUCCCCGUGAGCUGCAUCCAGGCUGCUGAACCCUCCGUGGUGCCUCUCCACGCUGCCUGGGGAGCGCAUGGAUGCAAAGCCUGUGCGAGUGAGGAAGGUCGGUUGGGUUUUCCCAGUUCUGAGUUUCUCCCUCUGACGCUGAAGGUUUCCCUGAAUCAAACACAAAGCCAAGAAUUUCUGUUGGCAGUACAGCCUGAAGCAACCGUUCCUUCUUUUCUCCCUGUGGGCGCAGGGGAGCAGCGCCUUGUUUAUGGUCUCAGAAGCUGAGUGAGCUCCUUACUCCAGUCCUGUUGGGCUGAGAUCACAUCUGGGGGCAUUUCAAACACUUUUGCAGGCCACGUUCCUGGCUCCCAUGCCCACGAGCCCCUCUAGCCUUGCUUGCCCACCCACAGGUGGGAGGUUUGGGAGGUUCCCACCUGUCUAUCUCUGGUUUGGGAUGCUGUGUUUACAGUCCUUCUCAUCGUGGGCUCAGCUGGAGUGUCUUACUGGGCAAUUAGCACAGGCCCUUCGUUAGCUGUUUUUCCAGAGGGGAAAUGAAGAUGGGGACCAAACCAAAGCAGCUCGCCCUGCUGAUGGCAGAGGAAGCACCAGCCCCAGGAUCAGCUGCACUCCCACCUCUACUCCAGCCCUCAUCCAGGUUAACCUUCCCCUCCUCCUGCCCUUGCGGAGGGACACAGAGAUGUCCCCACUGCGUCACCUCCAAGUGGGAGAAGCACAAAACCCCUUUUUCCCACCUCUCCUCCUCCCUGUGUCCCCAGUUUCCCCCAUCGCUGCCCAGUGUCACCUUCCCAGUGGCAGUGACUGAGCCCAGGGGCUGGAUCCCCACUGCAGCUCCCAUGGAGUUGGGGAGCAGGGCACCUCACCAGGUCCCAUCUGCUGCCGUGCUGCGAUGCUCCUCGAGCCCUUGGGGGAACACUUCAGUCCCCCCAUCCCUCCCAUUGCCAGCCCCAAACUGGGCAGGGAGGCGUUCGCUUCCCACCCCUCUUAUUGCAGCACCAAGAAGAGGCAAAACCAAUAGGAAGGUAACAAGAAAGCUAUAUUAUAUAUAUAUAUAUAUAUAUAUAAAACAGAGGAGAGGAGAGGAGAUGGAGUAAUAACCCACAGAUUCUCUAUUUCUACUGUAUAUUUAUUCUGUAAAUGUCACUGUAAAUGCUGUUCAAUGACAAAGUGGCCCAUGACCCUGUUUUCACCCCCAGUGCUGUACAGAUCAAUUCUCACCGUAUAUCGGACCGAUUUUUACCUUUUUAUUUCUCGGGCGUGGGUGGGGGGCUGGG
Lagopus leucura (white-tailed ptarmigan) is the source of this 4735-nucleotide messenger RNA. It is a transcript of the gene SLC6A17, whose product is annotated as solute carrier family 6 member 17. Bases 256 to 2439 code for a protein of 727 amino acids. Gene Ontology annotation, biological process: alanine transport; glycine transport; sodium ion transmembrane transport. The transcript is spliced from 11 exons. Gene Ontology annotation, cellular component: synaptic vesicle; plasma membrane. Lineage: Eukaryota; Metazoa; Chordata; Aves; Galliformes; Phasianidae. The record is from RefSeq and is a predicted model, not a curated record.